This is a messenger RNA of Sphenostylis stenocarpa, 1476 nucleotides long. Lineage: Eukaryota; Viridiplantae; Streptophyta; Magnoliopsida; Fabales; Fabaceae. The record is from the annotation of a GenBank genome assembly.
AUGAUUGAAUUUGAGCAGAGCGAAAGUGCUGCAGGCACUGUGAUUGGGAUGGAGAGGAUUCACGUCAGCGUCCGUACAAAGCCUCUCUCCCAAGAUGAUGCGAAAACCAGUCCCUGGAGAAUCUCCGGCAACUCCAUUGCAAUUCCCAACCUCACCAAAUUUGAAUUCGACCAAAUAUUCAGCGACAAUUGUUCGACCGCGGAAGUCUACGAAGCUCGCACCAAGGAAAUCGUGGAGGCCGCAGUUCGCGGAUUCAACGGCACUGUUUUCGCUUACGGGCAAACGAAUAGUGGGAAGACUUACACGAUGCGAGGCUCAGAAGCGGAGCCUGGAGUCAUUCCUCUCUCCAUUCACGAUUUUCAAAAGGCAUCAGAAAAACCAUUUAAGUUUAAUCCAAUCGAUGAAAAGAAUGUUUGGAUACACUUCUUCAUGCACACUUAUAGGGGUAAUGUGCUUUUCCAUAAGCUAGAAUCAACUUAUGUACUUAAGGAUGUGGAUCGAGAAUUUCUUCUUAGAAUGUCAUACAUGGAGAUUUAUAAUGAAGAGAUAAAUGAUUUGUUGGCUCCUGAACAUCGAAAACUGCAGAUUCAUGAAAAUCUGGAGCGUGGGAUAUAUGUUGCGGGGUUGCGAGAAGAAAUUGUUGCCUCUCCUGAGCAAGUCCUUAAUCUCAUGGAGUUUGGAGAAUCUCAUAGACAUAUUGGAGAGACAAAUAUGAAUUUGUACAGUAGUAGGUCCCAUACGAUUUUCCGCAUGAUAAUUGAGAGUAAGGAUAGAAGCGAAGAUGAAGAAAGUGGCAGCUCUUGUGAUGCUGUGCGUGUAUCAGUGUUGAAUUUAGUGGAUCUUGCUGGGUCAGAACGUGCUGCAAAAACUGGUGCUGAAGGUGUUCGACUCAAAGAAGGUUCUCACAUAAACAAAAGCUUAAUGACUUUGGGAACCGUAAUUAAAAAACUGAGUGAAGGUGCUGAAAGUCAAGGGGGUCAUGUUCCAUAUCGAGAUAGCAAGCUGACUCGAAUUUUGCAACCUUCUUUAGGAGGAAAUGCUAAAACUGCUAUUAUCUGUAAUAUCACACUUGCACAGAUACAUACAGAUGAAACUAAAAGCAGUCUUCAAUUUGCAAGUAGAGCAUUGCGUGUCACAAAUUGUGCUCAAGUGAAUGAGGUUUCAUCUGACCCAUUUCCCUUGUUUAUUUUGACAGAUGCUGCUUUAUUAAAGCGCCAAAAGAAGGAGAUUGAAGAUCUUCGUGCCAAAUUGAUGGGUUCUCAUUCAGAGCAUUUAGAGAAGGAGAUUCUGAGCCUACGAAAUACAUUAUUACAGACUGAACUGGAAAGGGAACGCAUAGCUUUGGAAUUAGAGGAGGAAAAAAAAGCUCAAGCUGAAUGGGAAAAAAGAGUAAAGGAGCAAGCCAAGAAAAUUGAAAAUUUGAGCUCAAUGGUUUUGUUUUCAAAUAGGGAUGAAAGUCGUGAGCAUAUCAAAAGG